Dothidotthia symphoricarpi CBS 119687 is the source of this 894-nucleotide messenger RNA. RefSeq lists its product as uncharacterized. Gene Ontology annotation, cellular component: membrane. The transcript has 2 exons. Bases 1 to 894 code for a protein of 297 amino acids. The record is from RefSeq and is a predicted model, not a curated record. NCBI's taxonomy places the organism in Eukaryota, Fungi, Ascomycota, Dothideomycetes, Pleosporales, Dothidotthiaceae. Gene Ontology annotation, molecular function: serine-type endopeptidase activity.
AUGCCGGAUUUUAGUGGAAUCCCGUUUACAACAGCUGUGCGAUAUGUACGCCCUGCAAUCUGGGCCAUCGCAGUAUCAGGCGGCAUCUUCAUCGGCCUAUCCUACCUCGAAGCAAAGAAGCAACUCAAGUCUAAAUCCCCACAGCCCUGGCUCCAGUCGUCCCCAGAAUGGAGUACCCGAAAGCCCGCACCCCCAAGCCUAACUGAACUCGCAACGAAAUGGGGGCAAGACCUCGAUCCCAUAUCCCGACUGACUGUUGGUAUCAUCGCCGCAAAUAGCGUUGUACAUCUGGCCAGCUUCGUCGUACCCCGUUACUGGGACGCCCUCUGGCACCAGCCAACGCGCAACCGCAACUACACUCUCCUCACCUCGGUGUUUGUGCAUGGGGGCCUCACACAUCUCGGGGUGAACAUGUUCGGAACACACAGCUUCCUGGGUCCCGUAGGUCAUUCGCCGCUCUUCGAGGGCAGCGCGUACCACGCACUCUCGUUCUUCCUCUCCGUAGGCAUUCUCUCCAGCUUCGCACAGCACUGGUCCACCCUGAUCGCGCCGCGAAAGCGACCCCUACCUGCAGUCUUCAUCCGUUGCGGAGGCGCGAGCGGUGCGCUCUUUGGUCUGCUCGGCGUCUUCUGUUGGCAGUACCCAACUGCGCAGCUGGGCAUCUUGUUUUUGCCAUUCCGGAUCGACGCGCAGCAAUUUCUGCCGUUCCUUAUGGUCUUCGAUUUCGUGGGCAUGACGCGAGGGUACGCAUUUGCGAACCUUGGGCACGCGGCUCACUUGUCGGGUGCGUGCCUUGGCCUCGCGUACUCGCAGUUCGACGGCAAGAACAGGAUAUGGAACCCGCUUGUACGGUUCUGGAAGCGUCAGCUGCAGAGUGGUUUGAAGUCUGAGUGA